This is a messenger RNA of Aspergillus mulundensis, 813 nucleotides long. RefSeq names its product CCAAT-binding factor complex subunit HapE (gene hapE). The coding region runs from base 1 to 813 and encodes 270 amino acids. Gene Ontology annotation, cellular component: CCAAT-binding factor complex; nucleus. Gene Ontology annotation, molecular function: protein heterodimerization activity; DNA-binding transcription activator activity, RNA polymerase II-specific; DNA binding. Gene Ontology annotation, biological process: regulation of DNA-templated transcription. The record is from RefSeq and is a predicted model, not a curated record. NCBI's taxonomy places the organism in Eukaryota, Fungi, Ascomycota, Eurotiomycetes, Eurotiales, Aspergillaceae. The transcript has 4 exons.
AUGGAGCAAACCCAGCAGACUUCUGGACAGCAGCAGGGGAGGCAGCAGCCCGUGUACGACACGAGACAAGGUGGACACUACGGAGCCAGUGCCGCGCUUGCUGCACAAGGAUUUGCUCCGGUUGCUGAGCUCUACACUGGCACAUGGGCAAAUGUCAACCAAGGUUUGCAAGGGACGGCGCGUGAUAUCUUGACGACAUAUUGGCAGCACGUUAUCAACCACCUUGAAUCCGAUAACCAUGAUUACAAAAUCCACCAACUACCGCUGGCCCGGAUCAAGAAAGUCAUGAAGGCUGAUCCAGAAGUCAAAAUGAUCUCUGCAGAGGCCCCAAUCUUGUUUGCCAAGGGCUGUGAUGUUUUCAUCACCGAAUUGACUAUGAGGGCAUGGAUCCAUGCUGAAGACAACAAGCGAAGAACAUUACAGAGAUCAGAUAUUGCAGCAGCGCUGUCCAAGUCUGACAUGUUUGAUUUUCUCAUCGAUAUCGUUCCCCGCGAGGAAGCUACGUCGCAUGCGAAGCGCUCGAGUCAGGCUGCAGGUGCUCCAGCAGGAGCUGCAGGGCCUACAGCUGCAGGCCAGUUGCCGCCAACUCAACACGGUGUUCAGCAUCAUCCACAUCAUAUGGCACCGCCAGAUUAUGGUUCUUUGGGACAGCACCCUCUCCAAGACCAGGAAUACAGGCAGCAGACGAUGUAUGGGGGGGCGGUGCAAUCGGACCCGACAGCAGCAUAUGCCCAACCUCAAACUCAAAUGUUUGAGGGCAUGUAUACUGCUUAUCCUCACCUGCCCCCACAACAGGUACGGUUUCCAGGUUAA